AUGAGUUCUUCUACCUCGGAAAUGGAUAGUAUCUCUGUACUGCCACUUGAUGCGGGAGACACGGGGUCGGGGCCUAAACGGGGAAGAAGACCACUUGAAGUGCCGGAGGGUGGAUCUGUGACAAACCGCCGAAGGAUACAGAAUCGCAUGGCUCAGCGCGCAUAUCGCCAGCGUAAGGAGUCUGCCAUUGAUGUCCUGAAGCAGAAGGUUGAAGAACUAGAGCGGUCCAAGGAGGAUAUGGGCAGGGAGUUUAUUAACUUCACUUCUGUCAUUCUUGAGCAAGAUACCGUCAAGAAUAAUCCGCAGAUCAUCGAGCAUAUUAAGCAGACCACCAUAAGCUUGUUGUCCAGCGCUCGAGAGGUAGAUGAGCAUGAGAGGCCUGACGUCCAAGAUGGAGAGCAGAAUGAUCUUCUCAGCGAUCUUCCUGUUGAUGUCGUCUCACCUGAUCUCACGCCACCAAUCCCGCAAGCCCAGGAUUUCGACUUUCCUAUGAUGGAUGGUACCGGACAGAUAGACUACACCACCAACCCAAUCGAUCCCAUGCUCUCCCAGCAAAGGUCCAAUUCCGAUUCGACACCACACUCCUUCGAUACAACCUCCUACUUCCAGCUUCCCACCGCCCAAACGCCCUUCUACGACAUGACCUACCAACUUCCCGGAUCAACAUGGGACUCUACCCUCCCCAACCCCCGGUCAUACGCAAGCCAAGAGCUAAACUUUGGUCGCCGGUACCACAGAGCCUCUCAGGAAGCAGCAUUUCUCCUAGCGUCUAUGAGACAUGCGCCUCCUGCGUGGUAUCGUAAGGUAUUUGGCUUCUGUAUGCAUUUUGAGACGAGGGAAGAGAUAUGUAGUCGUAUUGGCGAGACGCUACGCAAGUCGAAGGAGGCUACGCUUAAUAAUUGGAAGUUUCCGUUUACUAAUAUUGGUGGUGCUGGGACUUUCUUUCCUGAGCAGGGGUAUGGUGCUGGUGAUCUGCCGAUUGGCAAUAGGUCACUGGAGCAUGAGGCGUACAGACCAUCCGAAAUGUCUGGCUUCUCCAUGGGGCCUUUUGGUCCGUCGGUCGAACAGAUUCGAGAUCUACGCUUGAACCCACAAUUACGCAUCAUUGAUCCGGAGUAUGACGGAGACUUCUUCGAUUCAGACGAAAUAGAAAUUUGUCUUCGCGGCUACGGCGUGACAAUCCCAUCAGGCAAAGACUUCGUCACAGCUUACAUCGACAUGAGCAUGUUUGAGCGAACAUCAGAUUCAGAGACGAGCUCUGGGCCUACCACACCUCCUGACAUGCCAGGUAACGGAAAUUUCGUGGAGGAAGAUCUGGAAAGUGACGAGCCUCCCUCGUUCUCAUGUCCCGCUGGUUUAAUGGGUAUGGCGAUGGGAGCCAUGCCGCCGCCACCUAAGGAAAAAGGGCCCGGGGAGCAGUGGAAGACGCCUAGUAAACGGGAGACAAAGGUCAAGAUUGAUGUUGAGAGACUUAUCAUGUGUCUCGUUAACUCAACUGUGUGUCUUGGAAGAACACCCGCCGUUCGUCCAAUCGAUAUCCGCAAGUCGUUGAAGAUGUCCAUCAUACAGGAAGAAUAG
Messenger RNA from Fusarium subglutinans, 1578 nucleotides. RefSeq lists its product as uncharacterized. Gene Ontology annotation, biological process: regulation of DNA-templated transcription. The transcript is spliced from 3 exons. The record is from RefSeq and is a predicted model, not a curated record. NCBI's taxonomy places the organism in Eukaryota, Fungi, Ascomycota, Sordariomycetes, Hypocreales, Nectriaceae. Gene Ontology annotation, molecular function: DNA-binding transcription factor activity. The coding region runs from base 1 to 1578 and encodes 525 amino acids.